Messenger RNA from Cylindrotheca closterium, 737 nucleotides. The record is from the annotation of a GenBank genome assembly. Lineage: Eukaryota; Bacillariophyta; Bacillariophyceae; Bacillariales; Bacillariaceae.
CGUUCCAAGCCUUCACACAAGAAAUCAAGGACGUUGUGGCUGAACACCUAGAGACGGGAGCAGCAGGACCACUACUUAUAGACUACCCCAGCAACCUGUCUGGAAUGCACCGCCUACGCGAACGAGCUGAGAAGGAAGAGAAGCGCAUCAAGCAACUUGUGGGAAUUGCAAACAGCGCGGGACGAAUCAGACCCAACAGAAGCUACAUUCCGGGACGAUCUGCACCACCAAGACCAGGAGGAAGAGCCUUCGCAGGAUUCCACCAACCAGAAUUCCAAGGAUUCCAGGGAUUCCAAGGAUACCAAGGAUUCCAGGACGAUCGCUCCUUCCAAGCUCCAGAGAUCCAGACUGUGGGAACCUUCCACACUGCAAUGACGCCCCCUCCAACUAUGGCGGCAAAACAAAACGUUCAAGUCACCGACGGCCAAGAGAGACAAUUAGUGGUCCCGACAUCCGACAGCAAACUAUACUGCCCGGAAGCGGUUGUCAACAUGCUGGCGUGCAUGAGUAUUAUGGAGGAACUCGGACAACAGCAGGAAGAAGAAAAUAGGUGGACAAUGCUCAGCCAAGCGGAAGAAGCACUGCAAAAGGCAAGCGGCAAGCCAUACCCAAUCCACUGUUGGGGAUGCAACAAGGAAGGCCACAACUUCCGAGACUGCCCACACAAAGAGGACCCCCAAGUCCUAAAAGAAAAACUGGACCAGUGGAAGCAACGAAAGAACAAAGAACGCAAUUGA